Eurytemora carolleeae is the source of this 881-nucleotide messenger RNA. RefSeq lists its product as uncharacterized. Lineage: Eukaryota; Metazoa; Arthropoda; Copepoda; Calanoida; Temoridae. The transcript has 4 exons. The record is from RefSeq and is a predicted model, not a curated record. The coding region runs from base 43 to 363 and encodes 106 amino acids.
UCCAUCUCUGACAGUCUGGACGAGGACCUGGUCCAGGCCACCAUGGAUAGAUUGGAGCUAGAGCUGGGCGGGGAGAUUCUCUUCGAUAUGAACCUAUUCGAUUAUGAAACUGGCUUGAAUCAUAAGAUUAAGGAUGCUGUAAGUGUACUUGAAGAAGAAAGUUUGAGAUUUGAGCAUAACAAUCUACAGUUCCAGUCAACUUCAACAAUAAGAGGGAACAGAGCAGAUACAGUAAUCUGCACCAACAUUGGACCUAGUCUAGUAGAACAGGGGUUUAUUGUCUUUAGGGGAGGCUUGAAGAUGAUAUAUGAAGAUCAACCCUGUUAUCCAGUUCCUCUUCAGUCAUCACAAUGGUGUCUAUAAAUACAUUUAUGCAUAAAAAUAGAAAAUAAAUUUUUGCUAAUGCUCAUGCAACUGAAAUAUGACAAAUAUUUCCGUAUUAAAACUUUCUUCAAGACAGAAUACCAAAUGUAAUCUGUUGAUUGCUAUGUUUCACAAGUUCAAGGUUGUUAUUAAAGUCUUAUUUUUUGUGAAUAACCCUGAAUAGUAAGGGUCUAAAACAAACUUUUAACCCGUCAAAUUAUUAACAAAACUAAAGCUUUAAUCUAAAAGGUGUUUUUAAAGUACGCUGCAGGGUUACCUACAAAGAGCAGAGACGACUGUACGGAAUUUUAUCAGCUUAUUUCCUGAUUUUGAUGGUGCCCUGUAGCUUUAAAUUUGUUGCUUAAAUCACCAAGUCAUUUAAUUUUCAAAUUUUCAAAUUUUCAGAAUUAAAAAAGUUGCAGGUCGUCAUUACAAUUUCAUCCUUUGUAGAUAAACCACGUAUAUAUCUUCUGAAAAAUUGUUACCAAGGAUUUACAAUAAAAAAUUAUUGUACUUUU